UGCUGUCACCAAUGCCAACCCUGUAUUUGCACGGCCUUACCCUCCUUUUGGCAGCUGUCAAAAAAGUUCUUUUCCGGUUUAAUUCACUAAGAAGAAGAAAUUAAACACAAACCAUGGGUCGCUACUCCAGGGAACCAGAGACAGCCGCCAAGGCUUGCAAGGCCCGUGGACCAAAUCUACGUGUGCAUUUCAAGAACACCCACGAGACUGCCCAAGCCAUCAAACGUAUGCCUUUGCGUCGUGCCCAACGUUUCUUGAAGGCUGUCAUUGAACAAAAGGAAUGUGUUCCCUUCCGCCGUUUCAAUGGUGGUGUUGGCCGUUGUGCCCAAGCCAAGCAGUGGAAGACCACUCAAGGUCGCUGGCCCAAGAAAUCCGCUGAAUUCCUUUUGCAAUUGCUCCGCAAUGCCGAAGCCAAUGCUGACUACAAAGGUCUCGAUGUUGAUCGUUUGGUUGUCGAUCACAUUCAAGUGAAUCGUGCCCAAUGCUUGCGUCGUCGUACCUAUCGUGCUCAUGGUCGCAUCAACCCCUAUAUGUCCUCACCCUGCCACGUUGAGGUUAUUCUUACCGAAAAGGAAGAAAUUGUUGCCAAGGCCGCCGAUGAUGAGCCCGCCAAAAAGAAGUUGUCCAAGAAGAAGAUGCAAAGGCAAAAGGAGAAAAUGAUGCGCUCCGAAUAAGAUGACAUCGUUUGCGCGAUGUUAGAGCGUUAAGUUUCUUUUAUGUGUAAUAAAUUUUUUUUAAAUUAGGCGUAUUGUUGGACAGUUGAGAUUUGUAAUGCAACCUACAAAGAGCUACGUUCCAAGAAAAAUAUGUAUGUUCAAAUAAAAAGAUCGCUUUUGAACGCUGUUUUUUAAGAAAUGAAA
Molecule: messenger RNA, 860 nt
Organism: Stomoxys calcitrans (stable fly)
Lineage: Eukaryota; Metazoa; Arthropoda; Insecta; Diptera; Muscidae
Gene: RpL17
Product: large ribosomal subunit protein uL22
Exons: 3
Coding region: 114-674 (186 amino acids)
Biological process (GO): cytoplasmic translation
Cellular component (GO): cytosolic large ribosomal subunit; ribosome
Molecular function (GO): structural constituent of ribosome
Source: RefSeq, a predicted model, not a curated record